AUGGCUGAUUGGCUCACCAAAGAACUUGAACGAAAACGAACCACUUUCGAAAGCGAUGAUUUUGUGCGGCCUUCACCAACACGUAUCAAAGAAUGGAAUGACACGCUGAAAGAAGAAUUCUCCUCGUUAAGCGGUAGAUCCAGCGGACGUCGAAGUGUCUUGCGUCGCGCGCGGGAUGUUAUGCGAAAUGUUCUGCACAGCGUUGGCCCUGAAGUACUGUUGUUGCUUGUCACGACAGUGAAAAUAGCAAAGAGGGCAACAUUGGAUUCCAAGACGCUCGUGCCUGAACUGCGGACGUGGUGGGCUGCGGUCUUACACCCUCCAGCGCUCACUGCAGUCGCCAACACUUGUUUCAAAGCGCGUAGUCAAACAACACUAACUCAAGAAAUUCCGACCAAAGCCAUCUCUACUAGACAACGAGCAGUGCACGAAUUUGAACAUGCUAUCGUCCUCGCGUCGCAGAGCAUCCCGGACUUAAACGAUCGGAAAGCAUGGCUUAUGAGUACUCUCGUUCAUGUGCAAUUGCUGCAACAAUCCAGCUGCACUGACGAGACAGCAGAUCGUCUCCACGUCGCUGAGAUAGCGGAUCUGAAUGAGAUAGAAAGUUAUCUCGGGCGCUAUCUUUAUUUACGUGUUCAGGCUAGUCACACAAGACGCACCGAGGAGCUGGAUGGCUUUAAAGGCACGAACGCCGUUCGUCUGUACCUUGCGCAUGAGCUUGGCGUGGAUUUCAGAUUAGAGGUCAAGAUAGAUACUUUGUAUGCGAAGCCCAUCAGCGAAAAUGCACGGUCAAUGGGUGACUGGGAGGAGAUACUUGGGACCUUCCUUUACGCAGGUAUGAAGGCUAGCAGAUCAAGGAAGGUUGAGGAAGAGCUGGGAUUGAAGCUCACUGGCGCUGCAAGUAUCUCAUUUCCAGAGGACGGUGCCUACGAUAGCAAACUGAACGUCAUGUUAGAUUUCGACUCAGGCUAUAAGGCGUGGCUAGGCUUAUUUCGUCGCUAA
This is a messenger RNA of Pyrenophora tritici-repentis Pt-1C-BFP, 1002 nucleotides long. NCBI's taxonomy places the organism in Eukaryota, Fungi, Ascomycota, Dothideomycetes, Pleosporales, Pleosporaceae. The record is from RefSeq and is a predicted model, not a curated record.